UAGGAUGAUUGGAAGGGAUGAGAGACGGUGACCGAGAGGCUCACAUCAAAAUGGCCGCAUUUUAGUCUACAGACGAUUUUUCUUUACUGUUUGCCAAUAGCCGCAUAAAGGGCCUGGCAGUGUUCCCUUAAGUGGCAGAUCUGUUUCGCCGGAAAUUUCGCUGUCGAAUAAUCUGAAAAUUUUCGUGAAAUAGAAUAAACUUUGGUUUUGCAUAAUUUUUGUACAUGAUGUUACGUCACCAACAUCACACAAUGCAAAACCAACUUCGAGAUCAUAACAGAAUGGGUGGUCCGAUGCGUCCUAUGCAGCAGGCAAAUAUGGCCCCUUUACAUCAGCCUCAGCAUCCGUUACCGCAUCGGAAUCCACAUCAACAAAUACUGUCCAUGCCCCCCCAUCAACAACACAUUCAUCACAUGCAACAUCCUGGACCACCACAUGGAAAUCCAAGGCAACCAAUGUUGAUGGGCAUGAAUGCACAUAAUGCGAAUGGCACCAUGGUUAGCGUCAGUCUAAAGGAUCAAGCAAAUACUGUUUCUGUGACUCUACAAAAUCCAAAUGUACCACCACCACAGUAUCCACCACCGCAAAAUAAUCAACGAAAUCCCCCGCCUCCGCAACACAUUCAACAACCGCAAAGCAUAGAAUCAAAUAAACCAACUACAAAUGAAACAAACAGUGGAGAGUCCAGAGAUCAAAGUCCACCUACUCAAAAUCACGUUAAUGUGACUGAUUCAGCUUUGGCAAACAUGAAAGAAAAAACACCAAUGUGCUUAUUGAAUGAGUUAGCACGUUUUAAUAAAAUUCAGCAUCAAUAUAGGUUGACUAAUGAACAAGGACCAGCGCACAAAAAGCGAUUUACGGUAACGCUAAAGUUGGGCGAAGAAGAAUAUGUUGCUGAAGGUCCUAGCAUAAAAAAAGCUCAGCACAGUGCUGCUACUGAAGCAUUAACGAAGACGUGGUAUCAACGACCUCCGCCAAAACCUACAAAGACUAUGAGAGUUGGACACCCGGGGAAAUGUUUUGGCGGGCCUGGAAAUUUGCCACCAACUGUUGAAUUAAAUGCUUUGGCUAUGAAAAGAGGAGAAGCCACUGUCUAUACUUUUAGACAAGCUCCACCAGCAGGAUUACAACAAUAUGUUACAAACGGUUUAGGACACUUUCCUCGAAUAUUUAAUCCACGUUUUCCUACAUAUAAUCGAGGUUUCCAUACAGAACCUCAAUUAUAUCUUGUAUCUUUGAAGGUAGGAGAACGUGAAUUUAUUGGUAGAGGUCUGACAGGUCAAGCAGCACGACAUGAUGCGGCAAGCAAAGCUUUAGAACAAUUGCGCCAAUUGCCAUUACCAGAAGAAAUAGCAAAUAAUUGUAACAGUGGCGAAAACGGUACAUUAGGUGAAGCUAAAGAUCCGAUUGCAGAAUUGAAGAGCCCUGUAUCAUUAGUUCACGAAAAAGCAUUAAAACGUGGCUUACCUGUUAGUUUUGAAGUUGUGUCAGAAAUUGGUAAGCCUCAUAUUCGGACAUUCAGGACGAAAUGUACUGUUGGAGAUAAAGUUACAUUAGGAGAAGGACCUUCAAAGAAAGUAUCGAAGAAACACGCAGCGGAGUUCAUGUUAGAAGAACUCAAUCGUCUACCUCCAUUGCCUGAAACUAUUCAAAAUCGUUUAGUACGCGUGAAACGCAAGCCACCAGCAACAAAGAAAAAGUCGCGAAAUCUUAUAAAAGUUUAUCAAGAACCACGUUCUGACUCUGACUCUGCAGAAGAAGUAAAUCCAGUUUCGCGAUUAGAUCAGAUACAACAAGCUAAACGAGAGAAGGAACCUGUCUAUAAUCUGAUUGAAGAAAAGGGUGCUCCAAGGCGAAAAGAAUUCGUUAUGGAGGUUACUAUGGGACAAUAUUCUGCUCAAGGAAUCGGUCCUAAUAAAAAGUUGGCUAAGAGAGCUGCGGCUGAAGCUCUUUUAACACAGUUAGGUUACACUAAGCCCCAACCACAACCGACGAAGCCAUCGAUUAAAACAGGAGAAAGUGAAAAUGCUGAACAAAAACCUCGAAAAGUUACCUUCCUAGAAGAUGAGCAGAUCAAUGAAACUCAAUCUCAUCCACCAGUAGGAGGAACUAUUGGACGUCAGUUAGUACCUGGACUUUUAUUAGUAGACGGAGGUCAGGAAUCUAAAUUAGGCAGUGGACCUAGCGUACAAAUUGUUGCUGAAGAACUACGAGGACAACAGCAACAAAACCCACCCACUGUUUCUCCCAAAGAUCAAUUGAAAUAUCUGUCUCAGUUAUUUAAUUUCAGCGUGGAAUUUAACGAUUUUCCAAAGGGAGCAGUAAACAAAGAAUAUCUAUCACUUGUAACAUUAAGUACAGAUCCACCACAAGUUUGUCAUGGCAAUGGGCCAACAAGAACUGCGAGCCGUAAUCAAGCAGCAUUGAAAGCUCUAUGUACUUUAAGUAAGCUGGGUCUUGAUAAUGCAUCCAACUCACAAACAAAAAAAGAAAAAGUUGUUGAAUGAACUAAUCGGAGGGAGAAUGAGUCUUCUUGAUCUAUCUUUCUUGGGCCUUAUUGCACGGUAACUUCGAUAUUGAAUCACCGAUGACUCUCGAUCUUCAUACAUAACGCCAUUGCUUCUUUAACUUAACGGAUCGCGGAUUUUGAAGAUCAGUAGCUUUUUAUGAAGGACAAAUCUUUUGCAGUGCCUUAAUCGCAUCAAAAAAUUGCUCAAGCACCAAUAAAUAAUACAGUCUUCUUUCUUCUCCUUUUUCUUCUUUUCUUUCGCGGCAACUGAUCGUUUGCAGCAGCCUUUCAUGGAUUUCUGCAACGAUUAUAAAUAUGGCACGAUGAAAUUGUAUCUACAAUUGCGUAAAUGAAUAUAUAUAAUUUAAAUCAUAUUUUUUACGCUUAAACAUAUAAUAACGUCUUGAAGUAAGAGGUGUUAUUGGUGCUUGAUCAAGAUUGUGAUCUUAACAGUGAUUAUUGAUUCUAUUAUAUUUAUUAUAACAAUUUCAUUGAUAGGGUCACAAUCAGUAAACAUAAACUGUUUAAACAUCGUAAAUGAAAUGGUCAUUUUCCAGAGAGUCGUGGUUUGUGAUCAUAAAAGCAUUGUAGAAACAUUAAGCGAAAAAUAUUGAAAUCUGAGAUGAAAUGCGGCCAUCUCCUAAUUUCUUUAUUUAAUCCUUGGCUUUCUCAUUCUCGCGAAUAAAAUGUCUUUUAUGUCUUAUUACCUACUAUGAACGCGUACAAAUCAGUGAAACAAUUUCAUGAUCUUCAUUUAGAUUCAUUUACAUAGAUGUAAAGCAACUUUAAUAGACUAGUCUUAUUUCGUAUAAAAAACUCAAUGUUUUGUUGAGCGAAAUGAAAUUCUUAAUAAUGAUUAAUUUUGAAAUUAUAUAUAGUGAUCAAUACAAAAGAAGCGCAUUUUCCAAAAUGAGAUUCGGCAAGAAAUUGAAAAGAAUUAUGUGUAUUAAGUGUCUCCAACUGAGAAAACAGUUUUUUAUCAUCGUAAUAUUCACCAAAUGCUUAAGGAUGCUUUAUUAAAUCAAUUUAAUUAUAAUGAUUUACAAGAUUGCACACAGGUAAAUAAUACAAAGAUGAUACAGGUUUGACAAUUGGUUGGGGACUCUUUAAACGUAUUCGAUUGUUCUCCGAGUUUUUGUUUUAGAAUUUGUAAAAUUGAAGAAAGGUAAUGUGAUAUAUUCAUAUUAUUGCCCCAAUUUGCUUUUCUAUGGGGCCUAGAAGCACUCUGGGGUUAUAUUCGUGUUUUACAAGAUAUUGAGAAGUAAAGGACAUUCAAAUUUUCAUACAUCCGUUAUCUAAAACGAAAAUGGAAGAUAAUCUGGAUGUAUUGGAAAUUAUAGAUAAAAUGGUAAUAAUUCAAAAUUUGUCUCGUUGAAUCAUGGUUAUUAAUAAAAUAUGUUUGAUUUAAUUAUAUUCAAGAUUCCGAUGAGACUACGCUAAAGGGACAACGUCGUCGAAUUUUGUCUUAUUGCCAGAAGCUUAUAACGAUACUAAAUUGGUCAUGAUAUAAAGAAUAUCCAAUAAUGAAUGAAGAUAAUGUCGAGAAAUAGAGUUCGUUCUAUCUAUAUAAGAACAAAAGAAAAUAAUACUAUUAUAUGAUUCUCUUAUGAAGACUUAUCUUAUAUUCAUUAUUCUCACUCCAUCAUUCUACAGAUUUCUUAAAUAUUAAUGAACCCUUAAACAAAAAGGAAGGAAAAAGAACAUAAACAAAUGAUCGUAAAAUUUCAGUAAAGCAAUUGAUUACUUUUCCACGAUAUGUAAUACGCUCUGUAUCAUGGAGAUGAGAGGAAAGAAGGGUUACUUAUAUCAUUUAUAAUAUUUUAUUCUUUCAGAUAACCAUUCAUAACGCGAUACCUUCCGAAUAAUUUAUAGCUCACUCGAGGACGAGUUAAUGAAUGUUCCUUUUUCUGAAAUAUCGCUUCAUAGGUGAGCCUUCCUUCUUCACGUGGGAUUCAGUGUUCCAAAUAAAAGAAACAAUGAAAAAGAGUCGUGGUGAACCUCUUUCGCAUAGUUUUUUCAGUAAAAAAAGUAAGAAAAUGAAAGAAAAAGAGAAACAUGAAUCCUACGAAAAUGUACCCCUGUUGCAGGACCUAUUUUAUCCGCGUAAACUGUAAUACAAUAGUUAGUCAUAAUAAUAAGCGAAUAAAGUAUUAAUUACUAAGAUGUCUGAAGUGGAAGUAUCUCGAUGGAACACAACGAUUAAUGUGAUUCCGAGAAAACGUGGAUGCAUUAGAAUAAAAGGUGACGAUCUAUAGUUUGCUCAACGAGACAAGAGAGUAGACAUAAACGUGGUGAUUCCAGUCACAGCAAUCACAUUUUAUUCGUGUCUACUCUUUCAUCUCGUUGGGCAGACCAUAAAUACUUAUUUUACAAGUAACUCUUUCCUUUUAAAUCUGUAACUAUCGGACAAUUGUACUAUUGGCACGGAAAUUUAUAUACCUGACUAUUAUUAAAUUGUAAAUUAUUAUGUCGUAAAAACAUACGUACUUCGUUUUGUGUUCCAACUUAUUGAUAAAUAAAUGCACAAAAAUUUCAAUUUAGUAUUUUCAACAAUUAAAGCGAUUUUAUGUUCGUAUAAUUAAAACAUUAAGUUUAUGUGAAUUGUGUACCGAUAGUUAAAGAAAUUAUUUCAAUGAAAGUAGUUGAAAAUGUGAGUGAAUUAUCCAAAAAUUUCUAUUAAAAAAACGUUUAAACGACCCGUUAAUUUAAUCUGAUAAUGCUGUAUAUGUUUAUGUUAAAAGAAUGCUUUCCUAAUGAUGGGAAAAAAGAUCAUACUAUGCGAUUUAUUGUUUUUAAUGUUGUGGUAUAGAAAAUGAAAGUUGCGCUUAAAAUAAA
Messenger RNA from Bombus impatiens (common eastern bumble bee), 5344 nucleotides. It is a transcript of the gene stau, whose product is annotated as double-stranded RNA-binding protein Staufen homolog 2. Bases 225 to 2507 code for a protein of 760 amino acids. NCBI's taxonomy places the organism in Eukaryota, Metazoa, Arthropoda, Insecta, Hymenoptera, Apidae. The transcript has 10 exons. The record is from RefSeq and is a predicted model, not a curated record.